AGGAGAAGAGCGGAGCUGAAGGUCACAGCUGGAGGAGCAUCAUUAGCAUCCUCCUCCUCAUCGAUCCCCUGACUGAUUAUAGGUCGACUGAUCGGACACAGGAGGAACGACAGCCGGCUCCGCUGCCGCAUCCUGUCUGCGGUGCUGACACCAGAAGCCUCCCCCUGUCUCUCUCUCUCCGCUGGGCCGUCGUUCCGAGCCUGCCCAUCACUCCACCAUGGGGAACCGGGGAAUGGAGGAGCUCAUUCCGCUGGUGAACCGGCUCCAGGACGCGUUCUCCGCCAUCGGCCAGAAUUCGAACUUCGACCUGCCGCAGAUCGCGGUGGUGGGCGGACAGAGCGCCGGGAAGAGCUCGGUGCUGGAGAACUUCGUGGGCAAAGACUUCCUCCCUCGUGGAUCCGGCAUCGUCACUCGACGCCCCCUAGUGCUGCAGCUCAUCAACUGCCCAACAGAGUAUGCUGAGUUCCUGCACUGUAAAGGGAAGAAGUUCACAGACUUUGAUGAAGUCCGUCAGGAGAUUGAAGCUGAAACCGAUCGAGUGACAGGGCAGAACAAAGGCAUCAGUCCGGUUCCCAUCAACCUCAGAGUCUACUCCCCCAAUGUCCUGAACCUGACUUUGGUGGAUCUUCCCGGGAUGACAAAGGUCCCGGUGGGUGACCAGCCACCCGACAUCGAACAUCAGAUCAGAGACAUGAUCAUGCAGUUUGUUACCAAGGAAAACUGCCUCCUAUUGGCUGUUUCUCCAGCUAACUCUGACCUUGCUAACUCUGAUGCCCUGAAGAUUGCCAAGGAGGUCGACCCACAAGGUCUGAGGACCAUUGGUGUCAUCACCAAACUGGACCUGAUGGAUGAAGGAACAGAUGCCAGAGACAUCCUGGAGAACAAACUGUUGCCACUACGAAGAGGUUACAUCGGGGUCGUAAAUCGCAGUCAGAAAGACAUCGACGGGAAGAAAGACAUCAACGCAGCUCUGCAGGCUGAAAGGAAGUUCUUCCUGUCGCACCCGUCUUACCGUCACCUGGCUGACCGCAUGGGCACUGCCUACCUGCAGAAAAUUCUCAACCAGCAACUGACCAAUCACAUCCGAGACACAUUGCCAGGAUUGCGCAGCAAAUUACAGAGUCAGCUACUGUCCAUCGAGAAGGAGGUGGAGGAGUACAAGAACUUCAGACCGGAUGACCCAAGCCGCAAGACCAAGGCCCUGCUGCAGAUGGUGCAGCAGUUUGCAGUGGACUUUGAGAAGAGGAUCGAAGGAUCUGGGGACCAGGUGGACACCUACGAGCUGUCAGGAGGAGCAAAGAUCAACCGCAUCUUCCAUGAACGCUUCCCCUUCGAACUGGUCAAGCUAGAGAGUGAUGAGAAGACUCUUCGUAAGGAGAUUAGCUACGCCAUCAAGAACAUCCACGGAAUCAGGACGGGUCUGUUUACUCCUGACAUGGCGUUCGAGACGAUCGUGAAGCGUCUGAUCGCUCAACUCAAAGAGCCGUGUCAGAAAUGUGUUGACAUGGUGAUCAGUGAGCUGGUGAACACUGUCAGGCAGUGCACGCAGAAGCUGGCUCAGUAUCCAUUGCUCAGAGAGGAGAUGGAGAGAAUCGUCACUCAGCACAUCAGAGACCGAGAGAGCCGCACCAAAGGGCAGGUGAUGCUACUGAUUGACAUCGAGUUGUCCUACAUGAACACAAACCAUGAAGACUUCAUCGGCUUCGCAAAUGCUCAGCAGAAGAGCAGUCAGAUGAGCAAGAAGAAGGCAACAGGAAAUCAGGAUGAGAUCAUGGUGAUCCGUAAAGGUUGGCUCACCAUCAACAACAUAGGCAUUAUGAAGGGUGGAGCCAAAGAGUACUGGUUCGUCCUGACUGCUGAGACCCUGUCCUGGUACAAAGACGAUGAGGAGAAAGAGAAGAAAUACAUGCUGCCUGUAGACAACCUGAAACUGAAGGACAUCGAGAAGAGCUUCAUGUCCAGCAAACACAUCUUUGCCCUGUUCAACACUGAACACAGAAAUGUGUACAAGGACUACCGUCAGCUGGAGCUGGCCAGCGAGUCUCAAGAAGAGGUUGACGGCUGGAAGGCUUCUUUCCUACGUGCUGGAGUGUACCCUGAACGCAACGUGGAUAAAGAGAAGGUGGAGGUGGAGGAGUCAAGUGGUGAUGGGCAGAUUCACAGUCUGGACCCUCAGCUGGAGCGACAGGUGGAAAUUGUUAGGAACCUGGUGGACUCGUACCUGGCCAUCAUCCACCGUACCGUCAGGGACCUCAUCCCCAAGACCGUCAUGCACCUGAUGGUCAACAAUACAAAGGAGUUCAUCCACUCUGACCUGCUCGCUCAGCUGUACUCCUGCGGAGACCAGAACACCCUGAUGGAGGAGUCCCAGGAACAGGCUCAGCAUCGUGAUGAAAUGCUCAGGAUGUACCACGCACUGCGAGAGGGCCUCAGCAUCAUCGGUGACAUCAGCACCUCUACCGUCACCACGGCGAUGCCUCCACCUGUAGAUGACUCUUGGCUGCAGGUGACGGGGAUGCCAUCAGGACGCAGGUCCCCCAUGUCCAGUCCGACCCCCCAGCGUCGGGCCCCUCCUGGCCCUCCUCGUCCAGGUGGUCGUGCUGCUCCGGGUCCCCCCUCUCGUCCAGCGGUGUCACCUGAUCCUGGACCCCCACCCUCUGUCCCCUCACGGCCUAACAGAGCGCCACCACCUGGAGUUCCCAGAAUCUCUAUCACUGACCAGUGAGGAGUUCACCAAUGUCGUCCCAGUAAAGGUAGCCCUGCCCACGGAGAGAGCCCCCAGUCUUCUAUUGAGGGUUAAGCUGAACUGAGUAUGUGUUUGUGUCUCUACUGAAGCUGUGUUACUGUGAACCUUAUAGUAAUAAACAUAUUGAUUAUUAUCAGCACAUUAUGACUGUAUAGCAACUGAUCAGCAAACAACUUCUGCAGUACUCGUGUAUAAAUAUCAUGAUCGUCUCACCACAGACAGAAACAUGACCAAUCAGCUCACAGCAGGUCAAUAAUUACUCUAGACGACUCCGGAGAUGUUGAAGUGAAGAGGUCUCACUCCACUCUGGAUGUUCAGUCUGAGAGCAGCGCUUCGAUGAAAUCCUGAGACUUUUAUUUUCACUUCCUGUUCUGAUCGAUGGUGACGUUUCUUUACAGUGUAAAGUUUACAGUUGUGUAUUUAUUAAUUAUUUAUUGAUUUAUUUAUUUGAAAUCAGUUGAUUUAUUAUUUAUUUUAUUCUGCUGGAUUUUAAAAACUGUGUAAUUCCAGAUGUUUGGUCCUGCUGGCAUCUGUCCUCUCACCUGUAGCUACACUGAACAUGUGACUUGUGUGGACCACCACACAUCCACUGUAAUCAGGAAAGGGGGUCAACCAGACAAAGGCUCUGCAUGGUCUUUUUUAAAAUUAAAUUACCUGUACACAGGAGGUCAUCUGAUUGGCUCGGUCUGUCUGUCUUUUGGCAGAGUUACUCAAAAAGUCCAGAUGUUCCCAGAGAUGGGGUUUGGCCUCUCAUCUGGAUUCAGAUCUCUUUCAGAAUCCAGGGACUUGUGAAAUUAGCUGAGAGCAGACUGUACAAGAUGGAUGUAGCUGCUGUGAUGUCAUUCAGUGAUUUGUAAAUCCCGCUAUGAAGCCUUUUAUCACC
Archocentrus centrarchus (flier cichlid) is the source of this 3629-nucleotide messenger RNA. RefSeq names its product dynamin-1-like. Gene Ontology annotation, biological process: receptor internalization; synaptic vesicle budding from presynaptic endocytic zone membrane. The record is from RefSeq and is a predicted model, not a curated record. Lineage: Eukaryota; Metazoa; Chordata; Actinopteri; Cichliformes; Cichlidae. The transcript has 24 exons. Gene Ontology annotation, cellular component: cytoplasm; plasma membrane; microtubule. The coding region runs from base 218 to 2725 and encodes 835 amino acids. Gene Ontology annotation, molecular function: microtubule binding; GTPase activity; GTP binding.